GUUCAGAUUUCUUGACUUCAUUUUCUUUCUCUUGUCGUUUCCCACAGCAGCUUGUAAGAGAAGACAAGACAAUACAGAAUCACCAUUCUUACGAUGUAGUAUUUACCAGUGACCACUAGAUGUCAGCUCAUCAACAGUGUAUCUAAUGCGGGUUCUGUGGCCGCUAGGUGGUAGCUCUGCACCAGGAUUUCCUCCUCCCAGGUCGUCGACACAACAAACCGAACUACGGAGCAAGCGGGGUGAGAGAACGUCCGAAACCGCCUCUGACCGCGACUUUUAAACUCUUUUUACAGAAUUGUAGUGGAAUUCAGACGGAGGCUGUACAAGAAUAGUAAAAGUUCUGCCGGGCCUGCAUUUCACAACAAGGUCACAUGCAACCUGUCCCUGUCUUGUAUUUUCUGAGGAUCUCAAGCCAGUCAUAAGUUGGAGUUAUCCAGAAGAUGUUACAGAAAUGAUAGCAGCACCAGAAAUACCAUCAGAGUUCUCCUUUACUCAGGAUACAGACACCCGAUUCUCUUCAGACACAGACUUCUCUGAGGAUCUCGAUGGAAGGAGUGCAACCCCAGCUAAAGGAAAGGGUGGGAAGAAGGGGAAGAAGGCAGCAGGGGAGAAAGGCAAAGGAGGGAAGGGAGCAGGUCGGAUAAAUGGCCACCACCAGGAGAAUGGCAUGGAAAACAUGAUGCUGUUUGAGGUGGUGAGGCUGGGCAGGAGUGCAAUGCAGUCUGUCGUUGAUGACUGGAUUGAGUCUUACAAACAUGACAGGGAUGUUGCGCUACUAGAUCUCAUCAAUUUCUUCAUCCAGUGCUCGGGAUGUAAAGGUGUCGUCAGUGGAGAAAUGUUUCGAAACAUGCAGAACUCUGAGAUCAUCCGACGAAUGACAGAAGAAUUUGAUGAGGACAGUGGUGACUACCCUCUAACCAUAGCAGGACCCCAGUGGAAAAAGUUCAAGUCAAGCUUUUGUGAAUUCAUUUCAGUGCUAGUGCGCCAGUGUCAAUACAGUAUCAUCUAUGAUGAGUACAUGAUGGACACAGUCAUCUCCCUUCUCACUGGACUAUCAGACUCCCAAGUCCGAGCCUUCAGACACACCUCAACACUGGCAGCCAUGAAGCUGAUGACAGCCCUGGUGAAUGUAGCUCUGAACUUAAGCAUCAACAUGGACAACACUCAGCGACAGUAUGAGGCAGAGAGGAACAAGAUAGUGGCCAAAAGGGCUAAUGACAGACUGGAGCUGCUUUUGCAGAAACGCAAAGAGCUCCAAGAAAAUCAGGAUGAGAUUGAAAAUAUGAUGAAUGCAAUAUUCAAAGGAGUGUUUGUUCACCGAUAUCGUGACGCGAUAGCAGAAAUCAGGGCAAUCUGUAUAGAAGAGAUUGGAGUGUGGAUGAAACUCUAUAGUGAUGCCUUCCUCAACGACAGCUAUCUGAAGUAUGUGGGAUGGACGAUGCAUGAUAAGCAAGGUGAGGUACGUCUGAAGUGUCUGACAGCUCUGCAGGGUCUCUACUACAACAGAGAACUCAAUGCAAGACUGGAACUCUUCACCAGUCGCUUCAAGGACCGUAUUGUCUCCAUGACUCUUGACAAAGAGUAUGAUGUUGCAGUUCAAGCAAUUAAACUACUCACUCUUGUAUUGAAUAGUACGGAUGAGGUGUUGACACCUGAGGACUGUGAGAGUGUCUAUCACUUGGUCUACUCGGCACACAGGCCUGUCGCCAUUGCAGCUGGAGAAUUCCUCUUUAAGAAAUUGUUCAGCCAGCGAGAACCAGAGGAGGAAGGUGCCCCCAAGAGGAGAGGUAGACAAAGCCCCAACGCCAACCUCAUUAAGACCACUGUCUUCUUCUUCCUGGAGAGUGAGCUCCAUGAGCAUGCAGCCUACCUAGUUGACUCUCUCUGGGAAUGUGGUGCAGAGCUACUGAAGGACUGGGAGUGUAUGAUUAGCUUACUGCUAGAUGACCCAUUGCCAGGAGAGGAAGCUCUUACAGACAGACAAGAGACAGCCUUGAUUGAAAUCAUGCUGUGCACUGUACGCCAGGCUGCUGAAUGCCACCCACCUGUUGGAAGGGGCACAGGAAAGAGGGUGAUGACGGCUAAGGAGAAGAAGACUCAGCUGGAUGACAGAACCAGAAUGACAGAGCUGUUUGCUGUGGCUUUGCCCCCUCUACUGGCCAAGUAUGCUGUGGAUGCAGAGAAGGUGACUAACUUGUUGCAACUGCCUCAGUACUUUGACCUGGAAAUUUAUACCACAGGACGUCUAGAGAAGCACCUGGAAUCCCUGCUGCGUCAGAUCAGGGAAAUUGUGGAGAAGCACACAGACACUGAAGUUUUGGAGGUCUGCUCCAAGACUUACCAUGCCCUCUGCAAUGAGGAGUUCACAAUCUUUAACAGGGUGGAUAUUGCCCGCUCACAGCUGCUGGAUGAGCUGGUGGACAAGUUCAACAGGCUACUGGAGGAUUUUCUACAAGAGGGUGAAGAGGCUGAUGAAGAUGAUGCUUAUCAGGUUUUGUCAACUCUAAAGAGGAUCACAGCUUUUCACAAUGCACAUGACCUGUCGGGGUGGGACCUGUUUACCAGCAACUUCAAGCUGCUCAACACAGGCAUAGAGAAUGGAGACAUGCCUGAGCAGAUAGUCAUCCACUCCCUGCAGUGUACCCACUAUGUGAUCCUGUGGCACCUGGCCAAGUCAUCUGAGGGCAGCUCCAGAAAGGAUGACAUGGUGACCCUGAGGAAGCAGAUGAGGGCAUUUUGUAUGAUGUGUCAACGCUACCUCACCAAUGUCAACACAGCCGUCAAAGAACAGGCAUUCACCAUCCUAUGUGAUCUCCUGCUCAUCUUCAGCCACCAGAUGGUGUCUGGAGGCAGGGAACACCUGGAGCCUCUGGUCUAUUCCCCAGAGGACUCGCUGCAGUCAGAACUGCUCUCUUUCAUCUUGAAUCAUGUCUUCAUAGACCAGGACGAUGACACAAAUAGCACAGAUGGGCAACAGGACGAUGAGGCAGUAAAGAUUGAAGCUCUGCACAAGAGGAGAAACCUCCUUGCUGCCUACUGUAAAUUGAUCAUCUACUGUGUGGUAGACGAUGAAUUUUUUUUUUUUUUUUUUUUUUGGGAAAAAAAAAAAUUUUUUAAUUUUUUUUUUUUUUAUUACAAUGACUAUGGUGACAUCAUCAAGGAGACUAUGAGUAAGACUCGGCAAAUCGACAAAAUUCAAUGUGCCAAGACACUCAUCCUCAGUCUGCAGCAGCUGUUCAAUGAAAUGCUGUCUGAACUGGGUCAUGGGUUCGAUCGCUCCUCCUCUUCAUUCUGUGGAAUCAAAGAGUUGGCCCGACGUUUUUCUCUAACCUUCGGUCUCGACCAAGUCAAAACAAGGGAUGCUAUCGCUAUGCUGCACAAGGAUGGUAUCGAGUUUGCAUUUAAGGAUCCUAGUACCCAUGGAGAUGGAGGCCCUCCCCUUAACCUGGCUUUCUUGGACAUUCUCAGCGAGUUCUCCUCCAAGCUUAUGAGACAAGACAAGAGGACUGUCCACAUGUACCUGGAGCGCUUCAUGACGUUCCAGAUGGCACUGCAGCGAGAGGACUGCUGGCUCCCCCUCAUCUCCUACAGGAAUUCCUUGCAGGCUGGUGGUGAUGACGAUACCAUGUCAGUGAUGAGUGGCUACUCCAGCAGAGGCUCCUCCAUCCGCUCCAAGAAGAUCAAGCCUCCUGCUGCUACAGCUGGAACUUCAGCAGCCAAGAGGAAGCUGCCAGAAGAGGAGAGCAGCAGCAGCAGCGAGGUGUGGCAGCAGAGCAUGCAGACCCCAGUAAUGUUGCCGUCCCCCCACCUCACCUCCACUGCCAUGCGAGACCCUAAGAGGGGUCGUGAUGACAGCUUCAUGGGGGUCUACCCCCUCCCCCACGACCAGCAGCAGCCCCACCAACACCCACAGCACCAUCAACAGACGCCUCAGCACCACCAAACACCUAUGGAUUACAAUUCCCAGGUGACGUGGAUGCUGGCUCAAAGACAGCAAGAAGAGGCACGCCAGCAGCAGGAGAGAGCUAUGAACUACGCCAAGCUCAGAACCAAUCUGCAGCAUGCUAUUCGUCGCGGUACUGGGCUCAUGGAGGAAGACGAAGAGCCGAUUGUGGAGGAUGUGAUGAUGUCAUCUGAGGGUCGUAUGGAUGACCUCAAUGAAGGCAUGGACUUUGACACCAUGGACAUUGAUCUGCCACCCUCAAAGAACCGUCGUGAAAGGUCUGAGCUCAAGCCAGACUACUUUGACCCUGCUUCUAUCAUGGAUGAAUCGGUCCUUGGGGUGUCAAUGUUUUAAGCUAAUAUCCAGAUGAUUUUGACGCUGGGAUAACAGAAGAGGCGCUUUGUAUUUAAAGAGAAUUUUAGAUGCGAAAACAAAAGUGUUUUCUGUAAGAAAAAGCAAAAAAAAAAAAAAAAUUCUGGCUUGUACUCCACGUGGACCAAUGACAACCCACACUCAGUGUUGCUUGCUCAGAGAGGACAUUGUUUCAAAUAUUUACUUUUAUAAUCUUGGGUAAGUAACAGGCCACAUCCAAACCUAUUAGAAAUGAGACAUGUCUGAAGAGAAAUCCAUAAUAGCUUCUUCUUUUUUUUUUUUUUUUUUUUCCCUUUUUUUUUUUUUUAUUUUUUAUUUUUUUUAACUGGGGAUGAAUUGGUGUGUUUAACUUAAAAUACAUUUUUUGUUUAUGUCUAACCCUUUUUACAAUUGUAGUAAGUUACCAGGUGUGAAGUAGUAAUUUAUAAACCGACUGUAGUAGCUUGCUUGUACUGUGUUAGCCAAGUGGAUGGAGGUCUUUUUGUUUCUGUGCUCCUUUUUUGUUUUUUCUCUCUCCCUCUAUCUCUAAAGUUUCUUCUCCCUGUUGUUGGGCCUGAUUUGAGGUCCUGGUAACCACUGGUGGUUAAGAUGCUGAGGUGUCCCAUAGAAUCAGUCAUGAUCCCUUUCUGCUGUGAAGAUUCCCAGAGUCCACUGAACGCUCCACACUGUUAAGCAGUAAAUCCUAGAUCUUACCCCAAGAUUUGGACCACUCCUUAACCUCCAUCUACUAGAGAAAUGUGUCUUGAUGACCACCCCCCCAAAAAACAAAAAAAACAAAACAAUGAGCAGAUUUUUUUUUCUCUCCCAGUAGUGCCACUGUGUGGGCUCUGGCAGAUAGCAGCUCAGUCAAAGAAUGACACAUCUUUCUCUCUUAAAAUCCAGCAGCAUAAUGUUGAAAUGGGUAUCUCUACAUUUUAAAUAAAAGUUAUAUAUGAAUCGGUGCUGAUUUUAUAUAUGUGCUUUUGGUUUUCUUAUUUUCAACUUUUCAAUCUUCAGUCACAAAGUUUGAGAAAUGUAAGUACAAAAAAAUAAUGAAAGCAUGUGAAGCCAUGCAUCAAGGAAGAUUUUUAAAUUUGUAUUUUUAUGUUUUGUUUUUUUUUGUCUUGAUAAUGUCUUCGGGUUUCUACCUUUUUUCCUACGUGUAAAUUAGUUUGGAUAAAACUAAUGAAAAGACUUGUGAAAUUCAGCUUUAAGGUUUUCUCAACAUAAAAAGGUCCUGUCACAAAAUACUUAAAAGAUUUCAAAUGUUAAAAUUGAAAGGUAGUCAUUCAGACAAUACUGAAGAUGAAA
This is a messenger RNA of Perca fluviatilis (European perch), 5605 nucleotides long. RefSeq names its product stromal antigen 2b (gene stag2b). The transcript has 34 exons. Gene Ontology annotation, molecular function: chromatin binding. Gene Ontology annotation, biological process: sister chromatid cohesion. NCBI's taxonomy places the organism in Eukaryota, Metazoa, Chordata, Actinopteri, Perciformes, Percidae. The record is from RefSeq and is a predicted model, not a curated record. Gene Ontology annotation, cellular component: nucleus; chromatin; cohesin complex. The coding region runs from base 452 to 4297 and encodes 1281 amino acids.